Molecule: messenger RNA, 2834 nt
Organism: Lagopus muta (rock ptarmigan)
Lineage: Eukaryota; Metazoa; Chordata; Aves; Galliformes; Phasianidae
Gene: KDELR3
Product: KDEL endoplasmic reticulum protein retention receptor 3
Exons: 5
Coding region: 302-946 (214 amino acids)
Biological process (GO): endoplasmic reticulum to Golgi vesicle-mediated transport; protein retention in ER lumen
Cellular component (GO): endoplasmic reticulum; membrane; cis-Golgi network
Molecular function (GO): ER lumen protein retrieval receptor activity
Source: RefSeq, a predicted model, not a curated record
UUUCUCUCCUCCCCAGCCAGCCAGGAGCCACGUCACCCAGCGCUGCUCCGGGGCUGCCGAGAGGACAAAACCUAACUUUGCACAGGCCCUGCACAGAAGGGAAAGGCGGCAACGGGGACGCAGUUCUGGGAGAGAGAAAAGUCCAGGGACGUUGGGGCAGGGGACGUGGAGCCUCGGGAAGGCAGAGAGAAGAGAGCUGCGGACUCUGAGAGAAGGGAAAGUUCAGCCGGAGGAAAGCGUUCGCUCGGCUGAGGACGGAGCUCCCCGCGGGGUUUUACAGCUGCCCUCGCCCACCGCCGCCAUGAACAUCUUCCGCAUCCUGGGGGACGUCUCCCACUUGUUGGCCAUCAUCAUCCUGCUGGUGAAGAUCCACAGGUCCAAGUCCUGUGCUGGUAUCUCGGGGAAAAGCCAGAUUCUUUUUGCCCUCGUCUUCACUACCCGCUACCUGGACCUGUUCACAACCUUCAUCUCCCUCUACAACACCGUGAUGAAGGUCAUUUUUUUGCUAUGUGCCUACAUCACCGUGUACAUGAUCUACGUGAAAUUCCGGAAAACUUUUGACAGUGAGAACGACUCCUUUCGCCUGGAGUUCCUCCUGGUCCCUGUGACAGGCCUGUCCUUCCUGGAGAACCACAGCUUCACCCCCCUGGAGAUACUCUGGACCUUCUCCAUCUACCUGGAGUCCGUAGCUAUCCUGCCUCAGCUCUUCAUGAUCAGCAAGACAGGGGAAGCAGAGACCAUCACAACGCAUUACCUUUUCUUCCUGGGCCUCUAUCGCGCCCUCUAUAUCGCCAACUGGGUCUGGCGCUACCACACCGAGAAGUUCUACGACCAGAUUGCUGUGGUCUCCGGGGUGGUACAGACCAUCUUCUACUGCGACUUCUUCUAUCUCUACGUUACCAAAGUCCUAAAAGGAAAGAAGCUAAGCCUUCCAAUGCCUGUUUGAAGCCAUUUCCAGACAACGCCAGAAAUUCCAAAGAUGAAACUCUAUUGACCACAGCUUUCCUUUCCUGGCCCUUGUUGACAGAAGAAUGGCUCAGCUGGGCUUCACUCCAGUGCCAGGAAGACAGCGAGGCCAGGACAGCUGGUAUGCUUGUCACCUGGAUGAGACCCUCCCUCCAUUUUGUUGCGUUUCUUCUCACUUGAAAUUGGUGCUAAUAAGUAGUGCUGGCCAAUGCUAAAGAACACAGCUCGUUUUUUCCCUGCUCUUCCUAGCACUCACCUCCAUAACAUGCCUCUACCUUACCCACAAGAAGCAAAAGGGAACUGUCACAGUCCUCCAGUCCCCAACAAAUCGUGAGGAGGGCAUGUUAUCGUGAGUCUGAUAACGUAUACAAAGGUCACUGGCCCUGUGUGCAACCACAGAACCGCCCAAGUUGGAAUGGACCCACAAAGACUGAGUCCCACUCCUGGCUCCACGCAGGACCAUCCAAAAUUCAACUGUUACACCACCGGUACGUGAACACCGCCCUCCAAAAAUUGACUCUGCUUGAACCCCCCUCUAUUAAGGCCAGCGUUACCUUCACACGGCAAGAAUCUUCCAUUCCACACGUAUUCCAGCAUCCUCCCCACUCACCCAUCUCCAGUGAGGGUUCCUCACGUUCUACAGAUGAGGGACAUUCCAAUUAUAAUUCAGUGGGUCGCCAACAGAUGUUCCCAACCCCCUUGGAUUUGACUUCUUUUAACUGGGAAGAACGGGGGCAAACGUUUGUUUUACGCUCCAAAAACAAUAAAGACAAAAUUCACAGUUUAUUGACAACAGUGUUUUUAUUUAUACCUACAAAAGAAAACAAGAUGGUAUCAAAAGGACAAUUUACAAACUAAGAAUAGUAACAUAGCUCUUAGUAUCCUGUGCCUGAACACCACGGAUCUAUGAAUCUCUCAAUUCAAGUCUUGGUUAAUACAACAGGAAUGUGUUCAGAGACCAGCAAACGUGUGAAACGAGAUGCUGAUCCCACACAAAGCCACUAACCCUUCCAUUGCUCAGAGAAGUCCAAACAGUAAAUUGCUUCAGGAAGUGGGAGGGGAGGAGACACCCGAGUCCUUAGGACACUCCCACAGAACUUGUUACAGAUUGAAAACCAAUGCAAACCAUACCAGAGGCUAAUGCUUAUCAACGAGGGCCCUCCAGCUGGUGUUGGAACAGAGCAGUGAGCACCAGGUGGGACAGGGGCAGCACGCGCCGCCAUGCGUUUCAGCGCUCAGCAAUCUGCUUAACACUCCAAAUUGAACCCAGACCCUGGACUUCAGCUGACCUCAGUAACAAUAAAGCACUGCAAGACUUGGCAAUGUGUAUGUUUACAUGUGCACAAGUCCCCCCCCAAAUGAAGUAAAAGCGAUAGCAAACUGUAAGGCAGCUUUGGUGGCCCAGAGACCCUUUCUAAAGCCAGUCAGCAAGAUGCCCUACUCCUACACCCCUCAGACACAUUUCUGCAUUAAAAAUAAUAAUAAUAAACCUCUGUGCUUGCUUGUGAGGGAGGCCAAAGACAGAUCAGUCAGUGCCCGGCUAAAUGAAAUGUUUCUGGCUUUCAUUGCUCGCCUAAGCAAUGGAAUUUGAAGAGGGGAUGAGGGAAGCAAGGGUCUGGAAAAAAAAUCUCUCCCUUCUCCCUCUGUGUCAGCAACCUACCUGUGUGCUGCACAAACCAAUGUGCAUUUAGAUCACAAAAUUAAUACUCUGGGAAUUUAAAACAAACAAAAAAAAUAUCUGUAUAAGCAAGCUUUUUGCCUGGACUAUAAGUAGUUCCACUCUGUUAGGAAGGGGUGGGCUGCCUUGCUCAUCCAUAUGCAAGAAUGUCAACAGGGAGGAAAAAAAAAAACAACAGAAACCCCCCCCC